AUGGCCACUGAGAAUGCAAAUUUAGAGCAAAAAGCGGACGGAACAGAUUCACCGCAGUGGCUUGCACUAGUUUCUGGAACGAAUCUUGCGAUUACUGCGCCAUUUAUGGAUGGUGGUUAUGGUGGUGAGUUAAGAAUGCCAUCGCAACACGGUUUGACCGAUGAACGUCUGAAGGUCUUUCCACUUCAUAUAUCUAUAAUUUCGGCGAAAUUGCAAAGCGUUGGUGGUAUCUUCAGUAAACCACCAGAUGUGUACGUUGAGUUAUCAGUCGAUCGUUCGCCGUCAAAGAAAACGGCUGUAAAGAAGAAGACAAGUACACCACAGUGGGAUGAGCAAUUGCAGGUGCAAGUGAAUGAAUCAUCUCUGCUCGAUUUUCGUGUUUUCAAUAAAUCGAAAGUCUUCGAGGAUUCACUGAUCGGACAAAAAACGUUAAAGCUAUCAAAUGCAAUCAGAAAAGAAUCAGAUGGCGGGAAAUUUGAAAACACGAAGAUAACGCUACAGUUGACUUCACCGAAAGAUUCAGCAGUGAAAUCUGGCGAACUCAAAAUAGCUCUUACAGGCUAUAUCGAGCGAACGCGGAAAAAAAGUGCAGGGUUUUGUACCGAAGAAAUUGAUUCUCAUAGUGUUGAUGACGUUUGGCCGAAUGGUUUACUUUCUGUAACUUAA
Molecule: messenger RNA, 666 nt
Organism: Anisakis simplex (herring worm)
Lineage: Eukaryota; Metazoa; Nematoda; Chromadorea; Rhabditida; Anisakidae
Source: the annotation of a GenBank genome assembly